Messenger RNA from Fomitopsis serialis, 565 nucleotides. RefSeq lists its product as uncharacterized. NCBI's taxonomy places the organism in Eukaryota, Fungi, Basidiomycota, Agaricomycetes, Polyporales, Fomitopsidaceae. The record is from RefSeq and is a predicted model, not a curated record. The transcript has 12 exons. The coding region runs from base 89 to 523 and encodes 144 amino acids.
UCAGGAUUCAGAAGUUUAGGUUUAAGACAUCAUAACAAUCUGUAUAGGUGCCACAUAAAAUGUAUGAUCAUCAAGGAGGUCCCAUAUCAUGGAAAUCUUGGGCUUCAACUUCAAUAGCUCUAUUGGAUGCAUAUUUAUUGGGGCACUGAUGUCUCUGAUUUUGUAUGGAUGCACUUGUGCCCAGAUAUUGUACUUCUUCUUUCAUUACAACAAAAGGACUGAACCAUUUACAAAGGCAAUAGUAAUUCUAGUUUGGGUCUUGGACACAGUCAAAUGUGUUGCAGAAGGACAGCAAAUGUGGUUCUAUUUUGUGCAAAGACAUGCACAAAUCUUUGCAUUGCUCAAAUUAGAUAACAAGUCAAUGGGGGUUGAACAGCUAUCUGAGGAUGUGAUCAAGAUAGUUGUACAAAGCUAUUUCCUGUGGAAAGCAUGGUGCUUCAUGCUAACAAAAGGCAUGCCAAUGCCUUCUGUGUUCUCAGUGUGGGUUCAAGUUCUUUAUCAGGCCUGGAUCUGGCAACACUGAAUGUGGUUUUAGGUGGUGCUUGUAGCUCUGCAGACUGGGAUC